This is a messenger RNA of Diprion similis, 5260 nucleotides long. RefSeq lists its product as uncharacterized. Gene Ontology annotation, biological process: proteolysis. Bases 91 to 5256 code for a protein of 1721 amino acids. Gene Ontology annotation, cellular component: membrane. Lineage: Eukaryota; Metazoa; Arthropoda; Insecta; Hymenoptera; Diprionidae. The record is from RefSeq and is a predicted model, not a curated record. Gene Ontology annotation, molecular function: serine-type endopeptidase activity; protein binding. The transcript has 13 exons.
AUGAAGAUUAUGUCACUGAUCAAGAACUUCGAUACGAAGACUGCGGAGAAUUUUUCAUCGUGAAAAAGGAGGAGAAAAUAUUCGAGAAAUAUGGCCUCGAUGUGCGGAAGUACCAAAAGCCAUCCGGCUUUGACAACGAGCAGUUUUUACAGACCGGGAAGCUACCCUUAUCAGAGCGAAUAUUACCUGCCGCCAAGAUCAGCUUGGUACAGAGUGCCGCCCCACGUUAAUAAAAACGGUAAAAACACAACGAAAUGGAAAAUCGGUAGCGCUGUGCUAAUCAUUUCUGCGAUGCUAGUGCUAAUUGUCGUUUUAGCCGUUGCUGGUUUAGCUUUAUGGAUGGGUGCUCUCAGAAAUGAUCCCAAAAAUGCUGUAACAGGAUUUGCGUGCAGUUUUCGAGUGACGAGUGGAGAGCGUUACUAUCCGAUGUUGAAGCUGAACACGAGUAUGGCAUUCCGUGAGAAGGAGCGGAAGUACAAAAACAUAUUCGAGCUACUGUUCAGAAGAAGCGUGUUGGCUCCUGCGUACAAACAAACGUUUAUCGACAAAUUUGAAAACGGCACGCUUAAAGUAUUCUUCAGAGUUUAUCUCGACCGUAGGAAGAUACCGAAAUCCAUUAGCAAUGUCGAAGACACCAUAGCCGAUAUACUGGCUAAAGAAACUUACUCAACGUCAUCUUUGUUCAAAGACAUGGAAUUAGACUUGACGAGCAUCACGGUUAAAAAGCUCGAUCAAGACGGAGGAACAGCAAACAGACCGCAACAGCAACAACAGCAGCAAACAACGCGAAAGAAGAACACGAUGAUAACGAAAAACGGUCUUCUGCGACCAAGUAUCAGAAACACUUCAUCGACAUCAUCAUCAUCAUCACCAUCAUCAUCAACGACGACAUUGAGUCCGAUUAGAACGGAUCCAGACGAAGCAAACAUCGACUUCAGCAACAUACCGACGAUUCAAGGCACCUACAAAGUGACCAGACUGAACGGAACGAAUCGUCCAGAAAUCGCGGAGAGAAGUCGAAGCACUUCAACGACCUACAUUCCCCCGGAAACGACCGAGAGAAUGAUAAAAACAACGCGAAAAGACGUCGAACCAACGUCGAGCAGCACGGAAACGUCGAGACCGGAAUCUUCGAGCUCGACAUCUAAAGUAACGGAAGUUCCAACGACGAAGAAGCCCUUUAAGGACUUCAUGGAUCCGGAAUUUGAGACGUCGCCAUGGCGUCCGAUAAUCCCGGAAUUUGUGAACACGGAAUUGAAGCUCAAAGUGAACAACGAAACCGUUCCGUCGACGGUACCCGAAGUUUCCAGCGUCACGUCGAAGGUCGACGAACCCUCUUUGCUUCCGGUGUUCGAAGCGAUCGAGGAAACUACGAGCCCAGAGUCCGAGGAUUACAAGGACCGAAUAGUGCCUCAGGAGAUGGUGAACUUCAGGGUGAACGGCAAGUUCAAAAAUAAGAUACCGACUCAGCCAGCGGACGAACCGUUGUUCAGGGACGAAGUGGUGAGUCUACCGAUCGACAAGGAGCUCAGAGCUGAUUCGAUCGAGGUAGCGGACUCGGAACCGAUCCAGAAGACGUACAACGUCAGGGUCAGCUCGUUGGGCAACGUCCAGAUUCCUGGAACCGAAAGCAGCGCGAUUUCCGGGCUCCAGAGUGAGCCCAAAGUGGCGGGUAUCGGAGAGGCUGAGGUUGUCUUGGACAUCGAUGAGCUCGAGGGGAGAAAUCGGUUCUCCGAAAUCGAGGCUAGCCUCGAGGACGCCAUGCAGGACCGCAAAGCUGUUCUUCAGGAGGCGAUUUCGCGACGAGAACCGAUCUACACGAGCUACAAGAGCCCGAACUUGAACGGCGAGGCGAAACCGAUCCUAGUGGAGAAUCCGGGGACCUUGAGACCCUUCAGGCAUACGAUACCGGUCGACAAGAUAGCCGAAGUGGAGAACGAGGAUAAGGAUAAGGAUAAGGAUCGUGAUCAGAAUCAAGAGGGACCAUCAAAGCUGGAGGAGAAAUCGAAGCUGGAAUUCGAGGAGCAGCGACGACCGAUCAUCGAUUUGACGACCUCGAUAACGAUCGACGAUGACAAAACUCUGAAGCACCCAACAACCGAGGUUUACUCGGAGAUUCUUCAACCGUUGAACAAGAACGAAGGUCAGGAGUUUCAGAAGCCAAUGGAGAAGCUUCAGCAACGGGAGGAUCCGAGUCCUCAGAGCGUCGUUAACAUCGGUAGAAAUUCGACGUUCGUUGAGAUCGAGACUGUGAAAUACACGCCUGGUGGUGUGAAAAACGAUUCCCUGGUCAAGAGUGAUGUUGACAUUGAUCAGGAUGAAGCGACGAAGGAAUCGGAGCUGAAGUCAAAGGUCUACAACGACACUCUGAGGGCUAACGUCGUUGAGAAUCUCGUCACGUUGGCGCCGGCCAAAAGCAAUAGUGGAAUCGGUAGACCGAUUCGACCUCGACCCAGACCUCCAGGGUCUUCGGACAAUUAUACGGAAGAGAAUGACGACAGCGAGAGUGUCGAAGUAGCGAUGGAGGAUAUCGCCGAGGUAACCGAUCGAAGCUAUGAAAACCUGCAAGCCGGUGAUGAAGAGAAGCAUGAAGAGAGGACGGGAAGUCCGGACGAGUCAAAUCAGCCGGAUCGGCAAGUCGUAGAAGUGAUAACGUCGAUCAGCACGAGGGUAUCGGAACCGGAAGUGCGGAUUUCGGACUCAAAAAUCGGUGGAAGUCAACGAGCGAAGAUCGAGGCUCCGGAAUUUGAAGUAGACCGAUCGGAAGAGCCGAUUUCUGCCGAUUUUAAGAACCCAGGAAACUCCGAUAGGAAGAUACCAAGUGCUCAGGAAAGCAUUAUGCUUUUGGAAAAGUUGAAGCAGUUUGCAAAGGUCAGGACUGACACCUUGACGAUAUCGACGAAGCAGGAUGGCGAGGAUCAGGUUAAGGACGAUCAGUCGCACGCUCACUCGACGAUACCGAGACCGGAAGUACUGAGCGGGAACCAAGAUGAGCAACUGGCUAAUUUUGACAAGCUAACUAACCUCGCGACAGUUUUAAGCGAUGAUAAAUUCAUUUCGAGAAAUGAUACUAAAGACUUUAUACUCAGUCGUGACGGCAUCAAGAUUCCCACUAAAGUUCUGAUCAAAGCCGAGGAAAGGACGGAGAAAAUGCGAUCUAGCACCGAGGAAAAUCCGGUCGAGAAUAUCGGAGAAACGUGUCAGGGAUUUCAAUGCAACGAUGGUAAAUGCCUGCCAGCUGGUGCGAGAUGCAACAUGCUGAGAGAAUGCGCCACGUCCGAAGACGAGUCUAACUGUAGAUGCGGUGAUUUUUUAAAAGCUCAACUACUAUACCACAAGAUUUGCGACGGUACUCCUGACUGCUGGGACUACUCGGAUGAAACCGAUUGCGAAUGGUGCGGGAAGGGUCAAUUCGUGUGCGGUAAUAGCAGAGCUUGUGUGAACCCAGAAAAGGUUUGCGAUGGUCUUCGGGACUGUCCGAGCGGCGAGGACGAAAAAAAAUGCGCGGCUUUGAUCGAGGAGAACAUAUCUGUCGGCGAGGGUGACGAAGGGGUUGAAAUUGCGAGCCUCGAAUCAAGGGAUGUUGCAUCGGAAGAAGAAGAAGACGAUGAAGAAGAAGUUGAGGGGGAGGCGACCACAACGGAGGGCGGGAAUUUUUCACAGUGGGAAAAAAAUGAGGCUGAAGAGGAUUUUUCGGAUAUCGGUAAGAACAAAACCGACCAAGAGAUGAUGGAGUCGUCGGUCCUGGAGACGACGACGUUUCGCAUAGUGGUUAAAUCCGCGUUGGACGAAACGACGACGAGGAAAUCGCUGGAUUCAAAUGAUCAGGAAGCGUUGAAUUCCGAUGGGGGGGUUGUUUCCGGCAGGGAAAUAGCAGCGAAUUUAAAAUCGGCUGCAAUUCACGGGGGAAACUCUUUCCAUGCGGUUGAUAAAGGCUCGACGAAUCAUCAGAUAAGUUCGGUGAUCGGUAAUCCGUACGGAAGCGAGAUCGACGAUUAUAACAACAAAGGGUUUCUUAGUGUUCGAAAAAACGGCAAGUGGGGCAAACUUUGUCUCACCGGUAUGGACAACCUUCUGGAGAUGAAAAGGACCAUUUGGACCAUAGAGGAUUUGGGACGUGCCGUCUGCAAGGCUAUCACUUAUCAGGAUUACGAAAGGGUUGAAAAAGUGAGACUCGAGAGUGCAAAAACGCGGCAACACGAUUACUACAGUUUAGUAUACAACGAAAAAUCGGUGGAAAAAACAAGUCUAACAUUCAAAUCGUCGAACUGCCCAAGCGGAGAGGUUUUAAGGGUGAAAUGCAAGAAUCUUGAAUGCGGUGUUCGAACUCAAACGCCAACGCAGGCCAGAUGGCCUUUUUAUCGGGAUUCCAGGAUCAUCGGUGGCGAAAAUUCCGCAUCUGGAAGUUGGCCAUGGCAAGUUGCUCUCUACAAAGAAGGUGAUUACCAAUGCGGUGGGGCCCUCGUAAACGAUAUGUGGAUCAUAUCUGCAGCACACUGUUUUUAUCAUACCCAAAACGAAUACUGGGUCGCAAGAAUUGGGACAACAAGAAGGGGUAGUUUUCCGAGUCCGCACGAGCAGCUGAUCCACGUUAAUCAGAUAAUCCUGCACCCAGAUUACAUCGAUAAUGGAUUCAUAAACGAUAUUGCUCUGCUGAAACUUGAGCGCCCGGUAGUCUUCAGCGAUUAUGUGAGGCCCAUUUGUCUGCCAAAAACCGAACCAAAAGGUGGCGAAAUCUGCAAGGUUACCGGCUGGGGACAAUUGUUUGAAGUUGGCAGAGUAUUUCCCGACACACUUCAAGAAGUCGACUUGCCGGUCAUAUCUACGGAUGAGUGCCGUAGGAGGACGUUGUUUUUACCACUUUACAAAAUAACGUCAGGUAUGCUCUGCGCUGGUUUAAAAGAUGGCGGGAGAGACGCUUGCCUAGGAGAUAGCGGGGGGCCUCUGGUUUGCCCUGAAUCGAACAAUAAGUACACCCUGCAAGGUAUAACGUCGAACGGAUACGGAUGUGCGAGGCCCGGGAGACCGGGAAUUUACACAAAGGUUCACAGCUACGUGCCGUGGAUAGAGGGUGUGAUGACAAGCGAUGAGUUCACCUCAUCCUCGUCAUCGUCAUCGUCAUCGUCAUCGUCAUCGUCAUUGGAUUGCAAGGGUCACAGAUGCCCCCUGGGAGAGUGUCUUCCAAAAUCGCGUGUCUGCAACGGGUAUUUAGAAUGUUCGGACGGUAGCGACGAGCUAGGAUGCACAAUCGACUGAUUAA